UGCCAUUGUACAAUCGCCACAUCUGUUCAUUCAUUUUCCCUCACAAUGGCGGCCCCUUCGUUUGACACUACGCCAGAAAAUCAGGCUGGAAUUCUACAUUUCUUCCGGCAGCAGCUGAGAUACAAGCCCCAAGCUGUCACCGGUGUCAGCCUCGAGGGAAAGACGGGCAUCGUCACUGGAGCUAGCUCAGGCAUUGGACUUGAGACCAGUAGGCAGCUUCUCGAUCUUGGUAUCAGCAAGCUUAUUCUAGCUGUUCGCAACUUGGAAAAGGGCAACGCAGCCGCUGAGGAUCUGGCCAAGGGCCGAAAUCCUCCUCUCAAGGAGGGCACCAUUGAGGUGUGGAAGUUGGAUCUCGACUUUUAUGACUCCAUUACCGCUUUUGCCGAGAAGGCCAAAUCUCUAACGCGGCUCGACAUGGUGCUUAUGAACGCAGGGCUUUGUCCCGCCAAGCGUGUUGUGAAUGAACAAACAAAGCAUGACGAGAUUAUCCAGGUCAACUAUCUAUCCACCGCUCUUCUCACUCUCUUACUUCUGCCUGUCAUCAAAGCCACGCGCCUAAAUCAACCCGGACCAACUCGCGUCACCUUCACAUCCUCAGAAGUGGCAGCAUGGUCAAAAUUCAAGUACGACAAUGGCAUGAACAUCAUCAAGACACUGGAUUCUUCCGAAAAGGGUUCAGAUACACUUUCCCAAAUGUUUAACUCUAAGCUUCUUGGUCAGUUCUUCAUCGCCGAACUUGCUAAGCGAGUGCCAUCAUCUCUCGCCAUUAUCAACGGAGCCUCGCCUGGCUCCAUUCAUGACUCUCAGUUCAACCGCGAGAUUGACCAAACCUUCUCGGGCGCUAUGGUGAAGAGGGUCAUGAAGCAUGUCGCUAACACGUCAGCCAAUGGUGCACGUAUGAUGACAGAUGCCAUUGUCAAGCAUGGUGAAGAGACACACGGACAGUUUUUGUCUUUCCAGAAGUUGGUACCUAUGGCGCCAAUCAUCUAUACCGAUACCGGGAAGAAGUGCAGUGAGCAGCUUUGGAAGGAAACUAUGGAAGAGUUGGCAUUUGCCCAACCUGAGAGGUUGAUCGAGAGUGUUUCGGCUUAGGUCUCACGUUCAAGUAAAUGAGUUUAGGGAUGUGAUAUAAUAGCACCAGAGCUGUUUUCGGCAGUAUCAGCGGGGGAAGCCGUCUCUUUUUCUACUAGUCAGAUGUGCAAAUGUCUACUACACACAGCGUUGGCCAGUUAUGAUACAUCUUCACGAUAGUGAUGAUGAGAAUAGAACCAUAUAAUUGACAGUACCCCACAC
Messenger RNA from Fusarium graminearum PH-1, 1293 nucleotides. RefSeq lists its product as uncharacterized. The transcript has 2 exons. Bases 46 to 1092 code for a protein of 348 amino acids. NCBI's taxonomy places the organism in Eukaryota, Fungi, Ascomycota, Sordariomycetes, Hypocreales, Nectriaceae. The record is from RefSeq and is a predicted model, not a curated record.